Molecule: messenger RNA, 3812 nt
Organism: Salvelinus namaycush (lake trout)
Lineage: Eukaryota; Metazoa; Chordata; Actinopteri; Salmoniformes; Salmonidae
Product: tyrosine-protein kinase receptor Tie-2-like
Exons: 26
Coding region: 124-3471 (1115 amino acids)
Biological process (GO): positive regulation of kinase activity; multicellular organism development; endothelial cell proliferation
Cellular component (GO): plasma membrane; signaling receptor complex
Molecular function (GO): ATP binding; protein binding; transmembrane receptor protein tyrosine kinase activity
Source: RefSeq, a predicted model, not a curated record
GAACUUUAGAGACUUUUCAAAGCCAGCCAGACUGUGAAGAUAUGUGUGUUGAAGGGUCUUUCUGACACCCUCAGGGGUUUGGGUUUUCUCUUUAUUCCCAGUCUGACCAUCCGCGCUCUGUAGAUGUGCACCCUGGACGCCCUAGCCCUGGAGUCUUUACCAGCCUACCGCUGCAGGAUCAUGUGUUAUCAGAUCUACUCUACUGUGACUCUGUGUCUGGUCUACUGGUUCUCUCCAGGUGAUGCCCUAGACAUAGCAGACCUGACUUUGGUGAACCCUGACCCCAUGGUGACAUCAUCAGACUCCUCCCUCCACUGUGUCAGUAGUGACUGGACCUCCCGGCAAGACAGUUCUACCUCCAGCUCCAGCAGUAUCCUGGGUAUGGGCCGUGACUACCCCCUGAACCACCCCCAGAGCCUGCCCGUCCGUCCCGAUACAGCCUACCCCCAUGCCUCCAAGAUUGAGUGGAAGACUCGCAGUGAUAUCUUUGGAGAAUUCUACUGCAGGGCCAAAAAGAGUGAUUCAAAUCAGAUAUACACAUAUAAGAUGCUGAAUGAAGCUGCAUUCCUACCAAAGUCGCUAACCAUCACAGCCAGUAUAGGAGAAGAUGUCAACAUCUGUUUCACUCGCAGGAAAGUGUUCGCAGAGGACGCAGUCAUCUAUAAGAAUGGCUCCUUCAUUCACUCAGUACCUAAGAAUGAGAUCCCAGACAUCCUGGUGUACACCGUCCAAGGAGUGGCGUCUUCAGACGCAGGUCUCUACACAGCCAGGUCCAUCGCUGGAGCCAAGUCCACAUCAGCCAUCACCAGGCUCAUCGUCAGAAAAUGCAAGCCUGGCCUGUGGGGUCCCAGCUGUGAACACAGCUGUCCUCGGUGCUCCAACGGAGGGGUCUGUCAUGAUGAGACAGGAGAGUGUAUCUGUCCACCUGGCUUCAAGGGACAAACCUGUGAAACUGCUUGUCCUCCAGGGUUCUACGGGGCUGGCUGCAGGCUGACGUGUGAGUGUGGUGACAAGGGAAAGUGUGACCGUUUCCGUGGCUGUGUGUGUAAGGGACGACACGGUGCUCGCUGUGAAAGAGAAGACAGGGCACCCGUUGUGGUCAGUAACCUGAUCGAUACAGAGUUGAACGCUGGGACUCACCGCAUCGUCAACUGUAGCGCCACGGGCCAACCAGCACCAUUACAUGGAGAGAUCAUCUUACUCAAACCAGACACAACCAGAAUAUAUGCAUUUGACACUGAUACGGUGGAUGACCAGACCACGUCUACCUUUAGGGUGGAUAAGAUCACGGAGCGAGAUACUGGCCGUUGGAUCUGCCAGGUGAAAACUACAGCAGGGCAGGCGGAGAGAGAGUUCACAGUUAUUGUCCAAGUCCCUCCAAAGCCCCAGAACCCUCCCAUGUUGAACGGCAGUGGUCCACAUCACCUGGUUGUGUUGGUCAAUAAGGAGCCGUAUACAGGAGAUGGACCAGUGACCUCUGUCAAGGUCAUCUACAAGCAGGUCAAUACCUCUGUAUGGAAGACCAUUGAAGUGGUUGGCCCAGUGGUGAAGCUAGAGAACCUGUCUCCGAUGACCCAGUAUACCACCUUCGUCCAGCUGAGUCGCCAUGGCGCCGGAGGGGCGGGGUUUCCCGGGCCAGAGGCCAGCUUCUCCACACAGAUGCUUGAUCACCCACUUCCCUCGGGGGUGAGGCUUGUCCCUGUAUCCCAGACAUCCCUGGGCCUGUCCUGGGACCGUGUCAUUGGGCCUGGGUCUCCCAAGGAAGACUGGACCUUCCAGGUGGAAUGUGUUCCGAGCUCUGACCCUGGGAAUGUGAAGAUUUACCAGCUCCCCUCCAACUUGACAGGCAUCCAGCUGACAGAGCUGAAGCCCAGACACAAGUAUGAGGUCAGGGUGAGGAUGAUGACGGUGUCAGUGGGACAACACAGCCAGCCUGUCUCUGCAUGGACACUCAGCAACGAGUUGCCCCCGGCCCCGUCCAACAUCAGGAGCUGCAACAUCACCGAUACCUCUGCCAUCAUUACCUGGUCUCUGGUCGAGGGUCACUCCAUCUCCAAGGUGAUGCUGCGUUUCCAAGACAACGCCAUGGCCGACUACAGCCAGCUGGCAGAGAUCAACGUUCCGCAGCAGGGGGAGGGGCCAGGGCAGCAGGCAGCCAAUCAGAUGCAGUUCCAGCUACGUGGUCUGAAACCUGACACUCCGUACCUGGUGGAGAUCUGGUCCAAGAACAACAUGGGAGAGAGUCUAGAGAAACCUCAGAUCCCCCUCCGGACCAUGACACUGCAGGAGAGCUCUCGUCUGGCUGGGCUUGGCAGCGAUGGUAACAUGUUGUUCUACGCCAUUCUGGGUUCAGCUGGCAUGACCUGUAUCACCAUCCUACUGGCCUUCUGUAUCGUCCUGCAGCUGAAGAGAGCCACCUUCCAGCGCCGCAUGGUCCAGGCCUUCCAGAAUAUAGUGAGAGAGGAGCCAGUGGUCCAGUUCAGUUCUGGCUCUCUCAACCUACCCAGUAGGAAUUAUAAGAACCCAGAGCAGUCCGUGUCCUACCCCACCCUGGACUGGAACGACAUCAAGUUCCAGGACGUCAUCGGAGAGGGAAACUUUGGCCAGGUGCUCAAAGCUCGCAUCAAGAAGGACGGGCUGAGGAUGGACGCUGCUAUUAAACGAAUGAAAGAGUAUGCCUCUAAAGACGACCACAGGGACUUUGCAGGGGAACUGGAGGUGCUGUGUAAACUGGGACAUCACCCCAACAUCAUCAAUCUACUGGGAGCCUGUGAACACAGAGGCUACCUGUACCUGGCCAUAGAGUUCGCCCCUCACGGUAACCUGUUGGACUUCCUGAGGAAGAGCAGAGUGUUGGAGACUGACCCGGCCUUCGCUAUCGCUAACAGCACCGCCUCCACCCUCACCUCUCAACAGCUGCUCCACUUUGCUGCAGACGUGGCCCGAGGCAUGGACUACCUGGCUCAGAAACAGUUUAUCCACAGAGACCUGGCAGCCAGAAACAUCCUGGUGGGAGACAACUUUGUGGCCAAGAUAGCCGACUUUGGUCUUUCCAGAGGGCAGGAGGUCUAUGUGAAGAAGACGAUGGGACGGUUACCUGUCAGGUGGAUGGCCAUAGAAUCACUGACCUACAGUGUCUACACCACCAACAGUGACGUAUGGUCGUAUGGUGUACUUCUCUGGGAGAUAGUGAGCUUAGGUGGUACUCCGUACUGUGGGAUGACCUGUGCUGAGCUGUAUGAGAAACUCCCUCAAAGCUACCGGCUGGAGAAACCACUCAACUGUGACGAUGAGGUGUAUGACCUGAUGGGUCAGUGCUGGAGGGAAAAGCCCUACAAGAGACCCUCAUUCCAACAGAUACUGGUCUCUCUCAAAAGGAUGCUGGAGGAGAGGAAGACGUACGUCAACACCAGUCUGUAUGAGAAGUUCACCUACGCCGGCAUCGACUGCUCCGCGGAAGAAGCGGGAUGAUUUGCUGCUGAAAACAAAAACGACACGACAAUAUUUCCACCAUGGCGUUGUACACCAAUCAUAAAGCUACAUGGUUGAAACAAUCCUCCACCCGGGGGUUUAAGGACUGGUAUUUUGCGCAUAUUGUGUACUCCAAGUUACGUGCUAACAUUGUACAAUCAUUAACCAACCGGCAAGACUUUCGUCUUGAUGUAAACCUGCAUUAUUGUUGAUGAUUUUUAUGUUGUGAUGAAUGUCCAGGGCACCCUAUUCUCUAUGGGGUCCUGGUUAAAAGUAGUGCACUAUGUAGGGAAUAGGGUGCCAUAGACCAUGGUCAAAAGUAGUGCACUAUGUAGGGAAUA